GACUAUGGAUUAACUUCAUAUCAAAUUCCAUUUCUCGUAUGAACUGCAUGUUUUGAGUCUACUUUUUUGCUAUUAGAGGGGGGAAAAAAUGAAGGCAUCAAGCAUUCAAUCCGUGGUGAUAGUUCUCCUAUUAUGUGUCUCAUUGGGGGUGAUGGAAGCAGGGGCAGGUACUGCCAAAACAGGUCCAGGAGGCAAACCAACAGGUCCAGGAGGCAAACCAACAGGUCCAGGAGGCAAACCAACAGGUCCAGGAGGCAAACCAACAGGUCCAGGAGGAAAACCAUCAGGUCCAGGAGGCAAACCAAGAGGUCCUGGAGGCAAACCAAGAGGUCCUGGAGGCAAACCAAGAGGUCCUGGAGGCAAACCACAACCGCCUGUCAAGCCACAGCGUGUGACAUGCUACAACCGUGGUAGCAAAUGCUUUUUGAAAUAUGUAACCUGUCCAGUUGAGUGUCCCAAGGUCCAACCGAAAGAUGGGAAAUCUAAGGGAUGCUUUCUUGAUUGUUACUCCCCCAAAUGUGAGGCUGUUUGCAGAGGGCGUAAACCAAAUUGCAAUGGCGUGGGAGCUGCCUGCUUUGAUCCUCGUUUCAUAGGUGGAGACGGGAUCAUGUUCUACUUCCAUGGCAGGAGCAAUGAGCAUUUCAGCUUGGUCUCUGAUAUCAACCUCCAAAUCAAUUCCCGAUUCAUUGGUCUCCGCCCUGCUGGACGAACCCGAGACUAUACAUGGAUCCAGGCCUUGGGUCUCAUGUUUGGCUCUCACACCUUUACACUUGAAGCCACAAGAACUGAAAAAUGGGACGGCAAGGAAGAUCACUUGCAGUUCUCUUAUGAUGGAGAAGCUUUGUCCAUUCCAGAAGGGCUCUACUCGGAAUGGACAUCUCCAGAAAAUAAUCUCAAAGUGGAGAGAAUUGCAAGCAAGAACAGCGCCACAGUCACCCUCUCAGAAGCUGUAGAGAUAUUAGUUAAUGUGAUUCCAGUGACGGAGGAAGAUAACAGAAUCCACAAUUACCAGAUACCUUCCAACGACAGUUUCGCCCACUUGGAAGCACAAUUCAGGUUCUUUAAUCUGUCAGCUCAAGUAGAGGGAGUUCUUGGGCAGACUUACCAACCUAACUUCCACAAUACAGCAAAAGCGGGUGUUGCAAUGCCUAUUGUUGGUGGGGCGGACAAGUACAGGACUAGUUCUAUUCUCUCGGCAGACUGUAAGUCAUGCCUGUUCUCUCCCAGCAACAACGUGACAGGAGAGGGCUUACUAUCAAUGGAAUAUGCCACACUUGACUGCACUGGUGGGGUUGGCAGCGGCAAUGGAAUAGUGUGCAGGAAAUGAACACCUGCAUGCCUUCGGUUCUUCUCUUAUGUGAUGUUUGUUUGAAGUACGUACUAUAGUAUUUAUGGAGUCCUUUUGAAGGUAAAUUUUUCACAGUAAAACUGCUGUGUCAAAUAAGGGUUUAGUAAGGUUUGUGAUGGUCUCUCUUUAGAGACAAUAAGCUUGGAUUAUUCGAAGUUUAGUCCAGGCAUGUGGGUAGUUGAUUUUCCUACCAGAAUCAAUUGUAUUUCUAGGUGAAAGAUAGUAAAAUCCUC
Vitis vinifera (wine grape) is the source of this 1581-nucleotide messenger RNA. RefSeq lists its product as uncharacterized. The transcript is spliced from 2 exons. The record is from RefSeq and is a predicted model, not a curated record. NCBI's taxonomy places the organism in Eukaryota, Viridiplantae, Streptophyta, Magnoliopsida, Vitales, Vitaceae. Bases 89 to 1327 code for a protein of 412 amino acids.